Cinara cedri is the source of this 7562-nucleotide messenger RNA. NCBI's taxonomy places the organism in Eukaryota, Metazoa, Arthropoda, Insecta, Hemiptera, Aphididae. The record is from the annotation of a GenBank genome assembly.
AUGGGCAUUAAACAAGCCCCCGAAGUCGGCAGAUUAUCUAAUUUAAAUUUCUAUGCGGGUGCUCGCAUUUUAAUUUUAGACUUUAAGUGUGAAAACGAAAAAUGUUUUUAUUAUUUGUCGGUUUCCAUUUGUUAAAAGGAAUACGAAAAUAAUACCGUUUCAUAUCUAUAAAUAGUGAACAUAGUUAAUAUCAAGUUAUAAAAUGAAAAACUGUUUAUUUUUACUUAUAUAGCUACCGGGUCGGCGUACAACGAUGCUGUACACAUCACAGCCAUCGUGGGCGAAUCAGUUGUAUUCAACUGCCAAGUGGAAUUUCCAGCCGAACACCCCGUGCCUUACGUAUUGCAAUGGGAGAAAAAAGUAAUUAAACAACAUUUUUAACUAUUAGCCGACCGUUAACAGCAUUUGCUUAUGAUUUAACUUGACAUUCACACGAUAGACACCUACAUCUGUUAUAUACAAAACAUCGCGAGAUAAAAUAUAACAAAUUUGCUGUUGUUUUCAGGGACUUGACAUACCAAUAUUCAUAUGGUACGACAACUAUCCCACACAUAGCGGUACGGGAUAUGAAGGCCGAGUGGCUAGAGUCUCCACAGACUCACCAUAUGGUCUUGCUUCGCUCAAUUUGACCAAUAUUCAAGAAUCGGAUCAAGGUUGGUACGCCUGCAAAGUGGUAUUUCUCAAUCGAUCACCAACCAAUAAAAACGGCACGUGGUUUCAUUUAGAUGUCCACGGUUAGUGAAAAUAUUUUCAUAUUAUUAUUUUAAAUUAAUUCCUUUAGAAAAUGAAUUAUAUAAAUCGAUUAUUAAAAUGGCCUGUUUUAGCUCCUCCGAGGUUCGUCACUGUCCCCAACGAAGUUCAAUAUAUAAAUCUCGGAGAUUCUAUCAUUCUAAAUUGCCAGGCUGUGGGUACGCCAGCUCCCGAAAUCGUUUGGUUUAAAGACGCCACCGAUGUGCAACCAACAGCCACUGUAGGAAUAUUCAACGAUGGGACUGAAUUGAGAAUAUCGAACAUCCGGGCCGGCGACAUCGGGGAUUACACGUGCAUUGCCAGAAAUGGCGAAGGACAAAUCAGUCACACGGCUAGGGUUUUAGUAGCGGGCGGAGCCGUAAUUAUGACACCGCCAAUAAACCAGACAAAACUAGAAGGUGAAAAAGUCGAGUUCACUUGCGGAGCGAAAGCCAUGCCUGGUAAUGUCACUGUCCGCUGGUCUCGGGACGGAGUGUUCGUCAAGUCAAUUUCGUCUCUAGAAACCAGAGUGACAAUAAAAAAAGACGGUUCAAUGGUCAUAAAUCCUGUCAGCGCUGAUGAUUCGGGUCAGUAUUUGUGUGAAGUCAGCAACGGCAUAGGUGAACCUCAAUCUGCAUCUGCUUAUUUGAAUAUUGAGUGUAAGUAUACAAAUUUCGAUAUUAAGCCUUUUUUAAAAAAAAAAAAAAAAACUAAUAUAACGAUAAAUAAUUGUUAAUAUUUAGAUCCGGCAAAAGUCACAUUCACUCCGACCGUUCAGUAUUUACCGUUCAGAUUAGCGGGCGUUGUGCAAUGUUAUAUUAAAGCCAAUCCUCCUUUGCAAUACGUCACAUGGACCAAAGACAAACGAUUGCUCGAGCCUUACCAACAAAAAGACAUCGUUAUCAUGAACAACGGUUCACUGUUAUUUACCAGGGUACCAAAAUAAAGCACUAUUAAUAUUGAACUAAAAAUAUACUAAUCACAUUUUUUUUUUUCCAUAUCUCGUCUCGUAGGUCAAUCAAAACCACCAGGGAAGAUACACGUGUACACCCUAUAACGCACAGGGUACUCAAGGAUCGUCUGGUCAAAUGGAAGUGUUGGUGAGAAAACCGCCAACGUUCACGGUAGAACCGGAGAACAUGUACCAGCGAAAAAUCAGUGAAUCAGUCGAAAUGCAUUGCGAUGCGCAAGAAGCUGAAGGCACUCAAAAACCCAAAAUUCAAUGGCAACGAGUAAGUUAUUGCAGAUUGUUAUUGUAACUGUCUUACUUAAACGUUUAAAUCGACUAAUCAGAGAGAUGGAGCUCCGUUACCGAAAGGUCGUCAUAGCAUACACGGUGGAAAUAUUACAAUAGAAAACCUCAGGAAAACAGAUUUUGGAUAUUAUCACUGUGUCGCUAGUAACGAAGUAGCCACGAUAGUAACAACUACACACUUGGUCGUUGAAGGUACUCAACCGCAUGCUCCGUAUAACGUCUCAGCUAACGCGUCUGAGACGACUGUUACACUGCAAUGGCUUCCCGGUUAUAGUGGCGGUCCUGAUUACAAACAAGACUAUACAAUUUGGUAAAAUUGAACACUUAUAUCGUAUAAUUAAUAUUGUUUGCAUAGUUAUUAUUCUUUUUUCCAUUUAGGUAUAAAGAACCAGGAAUGUCAGAAUGGUCCACGAUACCUGUAACUCCAUCGGGAAGUACUCAAGUUACCAUAAACAGAUUAACACCCGACACAACAUACGAGUUUCAAGUGGUAGGGAAAAAUGCACUGGGCGAUGGAAUGCUCAGCAAAGUUAUUUCAAUCAAGACACUGGGUGAGUAAAUACAUAGUUUACACAUGGGACGUAGUUUUAAUAAUACAGUUUUUUAAAUUUAAAAAAAGUAAUAGAUUUUAAACGACUGACGGGGGUUGGCAACACAGUGUCAGUUGUAUAAACGGGCCGCACUGUACAUUUAGUCGCUUUAGACGCUUUGGAAUAUGGAAAAUCGAUGUAAUUAUAUAAUAAAAAAUAUUAAUACAAUUUAUAAAGAAUGCGGUCGUGUUAUACGUAAUAGAAUACCCAAUAAAACGGGUAUUUCGUAUAAUUUAAACACAGUUGUGGCAGUUCAAGGUCAGCCCUUCUCGUCUCUUCUACCUAAAGGUAUCUUAUUAUAGGUACCCUUUUGAGGACAUCAAUGUGGCCUUGAACUUCCGCAGAAUUUAUUUAAUGUAAACUGUAUUUUGUGCACAAUUUAAAAUAACGUAAACUUUAAAGUUGACUGUAGAUAACUUGAUGUUUUGUAUAUAAUAAUAUCGGAUGCUUACAAAUAUCUAAUUAAAACUAAAAUUAAAUGCGUGCAAAGUUCCAAGGUCAAAUUGAGUACCUAACUAACUUUUGUAUUCGACUUCACUCCUUGUUUUUGAUCGGUCGUCCUAUGUAUGCGACAGUUUACUAAGCUUUUUUACUUAAUUGUAAGCGUCCACGAUAUUUUGUUCUAUAAUGCCCUUGUUGUAUACCAUAAGUUUGGUUUGUUGUGCUUAUUCUAUUCUCUGUUGGGUGGCAGCAGCCGUACCAUUAACCGUGGCCAAAAAAACAAGUCCCGCGCCACCGGUCACCGAGGUACCUCCUCCCCCGAGCGACGGUAAGCACAAAUAAUAUAAUGUAUACAUAUUUAUAAAUAUAUAUAUAUUUUUUUUUUUUUUUUUUUUUAUUGUAUAAUAUUUUCUUAUCUAAAUAAUGCAUGACAACUUAAUAUUAUUUCGAAUGUACUGUACAUAGCACAUUUUAUUCACCGCAUGAUUGCGUUGGUGUCACAACUAUACGUUUUAUUGAAUAUAAUCUAAUACCUAUAUUUAUAAUACACAUAUAUUUAGAGAGUUCUUUUCGGCAUUCCAGGAUUAUUUUAUUUUUUAUCAUUAUUAUUUAAAACCAACAGUUUUAUUUUGUCAUGCAUGUGUUUAUUUUUUGUUCCAAAUUUUGCAGACGUUUUCGACUAUAGUGACCUCAUUUUACCCACUGAACCUUCUGGUGUUACAUUGUAUCCACCAGUAUUUAGAUCAAAAGGUAUUGAAACCAUCGGCUUGAUUAUUAUUUUUCACCUCGCUCAUGUAUUACAAUUUGUUAUUUAUUAUUGUUUUUUUUUUUUUUUUUCAUAUUUUGUUUUGUGUAAAUCACUUCACGUUUUAGUUCUUAAUACUCCAAUUAUUAUUGUACACUUUCAACAUACGAUUUUGCUCAAUAUAGGGCCAAAACCUGGACCACCGAGAAAUGUAUCUAUCACUGAAGUCAGAAAUGGCUUUGUCAUCUCUUGGCAAGCUCCGUUAGAAAGAGCGCAGCUAGUUCGUUACUAUGUAAUUAAUUAUAAAACAGACGGGAUUUGGAGAACAUUAAACAAGGCGAAAAUCAGAGCGGAGGAUACAUCUUAUCUCGGUAUGAAUAUUGAAAAGUUUGUUAACAGAGUUAUGUUUGAUCAUUUUGAGCAGUUGAGUGUUUUACUUAAGCGUUAAUCUUAUGUAAGAAAUUUAAGUGAAAAUAUAAUCAAAUAUGGAAACGGCCAUUUUUUUAACAAUGAAAAUGAUAACAUUUAUGGAGUACUAAUAUAACAUAAUAAUUCAACUAUAAAUUGGAAUGUAUAGAGUAAUAAUUUUGAGUUGGGAUUUAAAUGAAUACGUAUAAUUAAUAAGCGUCAAUGUUCGUAAAAUGAACACAAAUUAAAAUAAAACAAUUAUUUCACAGUCAUAUUAUUAUAUUAUUUCAACCAAACUGUGUAAUAGAAUACAUUAUCCAUUGAAUAAUUUGUGUAUAUUUGGCUAUUUUACGAAGAAAAAUGAAAUUUUUUUUUGAAAACUAAUACAAUUUGUGCACGUAAUUUCAAAUAAAUAACAUAGAUCACUCGAUCCUUUCAGAAUAUAAAAUUGAAAUAUACAAUAUACAUAAUUAUGUAUUUCUAGUAGUUCAUAAAUAUUCCGAAUGUGUUAAAAAAUUCUCGAUCUAAAUUACAGGGGAAUUUGACGCCUACCAAGUAGCUAUAAUGUUCCGUUAUUAUUUUUCAGUGAAAAGUUUAGUUGGAGGUCGUACCUACUAUUUCCGCGUGGUGGCUUAUUCGUUGAGAAGUUUUGAAAAUAGCGAAGAAAUAAAAUUCCCCGUGCCGGCUAGAGUUAAACACAAGGCUAUAACGGCGGGAGUUGUCGGCGGACUGUUAUUUUUCAUUGUCGCUAUAAUAUUGUCUGUGUGUGCAGUCAAAAUUUGUAAUAAGAGAAAAAGAAGAAAACACGAAAAAGGUAAUAAAUGAAUUCGCCCAUGAUUGUAUAUAGGUUUCCGUGAUUCGUAAAACGGAAAAAUACCAACAGCAAUACAUUAAUCAAUGUCACAUUGUAUAAUUAUUGUAUGAUUCCAGCUUACAACAUGGUUGCGUGUAGAAUUACGGACUCCAUAAAUGGUGGUCAGAUACCAGGAACUAGUCAAGUGCCUUUAAAAAAGUAAGUUUCAAAAAUAUCCAAUAUAUUAGUACAUUAUAUAAUUCGGGUAUAUCGGUACUAUACUAAUAGGAAAACGAUAGGGAAAUUAUCAUGGAUACUAUUUUUUGUCUAUAGGCUCGCGGAUUCUCGUACUUACCGAGAUUAUAGACUCGAAUUGUCCUAGCCGAUAAUCCGUAAGCGAAGCAUUUAUGUCAAUAAAAGAAAAAAAAAAAUGCUUCACUCGCAACUGCUUUAUUUUUAAUUUUAUAUUAUUUAAUUAAACCGUAUUAUAUUAUAUGCCAAAUUUGACACUAAGCCGGGGUACGAUUGAGCUUCUGUUUUAAUCCUAUACAAAUCGAUUCGGGCGACCAUAUUAAUACCUACCUACGUAUCAUUUAAAUAUCUUUUCACAAUUAUUUCCACUAUAAAAAUUGUAUACAAUAUAAUAUUGCAUGCGUCUUGUUAUCAAAACAAAGAAUUUAAAAAUACCACGAGUUGUGUUAAAAAUACUAAUGACCAAUUUUACACAUAAAAUCGAAAAAAAAAAAAAAAAAAUGUACGGUUUUCUAAAUCAUCAUGUUCAAUUAAUACACUUAUACAUUAUUUAUUUAUUUAUUUGUUUAUGUGCUUUCGUUCAGGAUAACAGGUGAAGAGCUAGCAAGCUGUUGAGCCGCACAAAUUCAAAAUAAUAUUGGUACAUCACAGUAUGCGUGUGUUUUGUUUGCUUGCACUUUAUUAAUCAAUAAUAAUAAUUGUGUUUUGUUUUAUUUUCAAAUCGUUGAAUAGUAGAUAAAUGUAGGCGUAGUAUAAUAGAGAUAUAGCGUCGUAGUUAUACCAUAAUAACAUUAUUGUAUAAAUUCGAAUAAGUUUAAACCGUUUUUAAUCUAAAAUUAACUAAUUAAAACAUACUUAUAUAAUUAAUGAACUUCGAUAAAUUAUCGUUUUUUUUUUUUUUAUUUAUUUUUAUUUUUUUUUUUUUUAAUAAAUUUAAGAACCCUAAUUUAGAUAUUAUAGUAUAUAUAUAUAUAUAGAUUAUUUAGUUUUUGCACAUUCAAAAGUAAAUUCAUUUUUAAACACCGAUUGUUUGUAUUGUUUUAUUAUAAUAUGAAAAUACCAUUCGAUAAAAAACUCGCAUGUCUUUUGUUUUGUACCCACAAUGUAUUAUGUAUUAUAUAUUAUUGUGUUUAGAAACGCGUUGGAGUGUAUAUUUCGCUUCAUAUUUCACAACAAAAUUCAUCAUUUUGUACUACACUAAAAUCAAAUUCCGAAUGAUGAUCUGUAGUAAUUUACGUUUUUCUUACUUUUAGAUCUAGAUCAACCCGAAUAUCAAGUCUAAGCAGCGGGUGCAACGUCGUUCUAAAUAUGGUCACGCGAUCCCGUUCAAGUUCAUUUUUAAAUCAUGACCAAGACUGUGUCGAUGGUUUGGAACACCGGCGUCUAGGGCGUAUUUCUCGGUCCGCGGACGGUAGGUUUGUUUUGACUAGAGAUUCCAGAUCGUCUAGCUUGAGUAGCUCUAGCGACGACGGAGGAUUCUUGUCCCAUCCGAGCUUUUCGAACCGAACGUGGAGCCAACGGCCGCUGAUUACCAGAGGUGAGGACAGCGUACGGACCGAAGACUCCGUGGACAGCCGCCGUCGGCCUAUCGUCGCUACGGUCUGCGGUCCCCAAACGCCGUACAGGGCUAGUUCUCCAACGUCCCGGAAACCACCGGAGUUUUUCAAUCACGAUCUCAGUUCGGUGCCGGGCUCUGCCGAACGGACUCUGAGGAGCGUGCACGAGCAAUACAGCCAACAACUGCCGUCACUGAGGGUGAUACACGAGGAAAACCAGAGGACGCUGAUGCAACAGCCCAGCCCGAGAUACCAUCCCAAUCCCAGGUUUAGAUCGAGGCACAUGCGAUACGCCCGCAGCGCCCCGGAACUCACGUCGGACAUGGUCACCGAGAGGUCACCGGAAAGCCGAUCGAGUUCCAGUGGGUUCGGUUCGAAAAACACCUCUAGUCACCAAAACACCGGACUCGACGAUUGGGUCAGGAUACUCCCGCCGUACAAACCACCGCCCCCGCCGCCCUCGCUGUUCUACACCAACGAACAUUGGCUCGAUUUCACCUCUCCGAUAUUACCGUCUCCUUCUUCGCACAGCACCGCUAGCAAACCGCUGAGUGUCGACGACCAAUACGAAUUCGAUCCUAUCUUUCCGGUAUCGCCGACACCGACCGAUAUGAUAAUGACGAGGACGCCGACUACGCCGUCGCCGUCUAGGUCCAGAACACCAACGCAACUGAAAAAAGCGAAAUACGAAAACGUGGAAGCAAGACUGCAGGCAAUGAAGGAAGAAUUUUACGCGUACAAAAGGAGACAAGCAGAAAUGGCUAGAAUGGGAUACAUCGAAAGUGCCUGUUAA